GCAAGUGGUGGCCUCUUCGACUUCUUGACUUCUACUAGCUAGCUAAAUCUAUCGUACUGGUAUUGUGGAGCAUAUUAUUACUGGCUCAGCAAGCAAGGAGUUGUGAUACUAACGUAGAUAAUUAUCGAAAGGGCAAGAUGGACUUUGCUUCUGGUCUAGCGAACUUGGAGCAGUCAGCAGCGAAUGCGCAGAACCGUCGACGAGGACGUGACAACCAGGACGACCAUAACCGCGACGAUCAUCGACGGUACCAAGCGAGGCCUCGACGCGACAACUACCAUCCGCGAGAUAACAACAACUAUGAUCGCGGUGGAAGACACAACAAUAACAACAGCAACAAUCGAGGAGAUCGAUCUCUGGAUGGAUUGGCCCGCUUUGGCUACCGUCUUCCCCGAUCUCCCUAUCAUCGACCACCUCCCAUUAGCGCCCACAACAGCGACCGUCCUCUCCAUAUCUGUCUCUUGGCCAUUACCAUUGACGAACUACCGUACGAACACAUUUGGAAAGCAUGGGCUGCCGACGCCAGUAAGAACAGUCGCUACCAUGUGAGUCUCGUUUGUCACGCCAAAUAUCCCGACAAGGUCACCUCCAAAUGGUUGCAGCAACGCAUGCUCUUGCAUCCACGCCGCAUUGUACGGGGUAAUUCACUCUCGGAUCCUGAAUUCCUCUCCCAUCAACCCGCAUGGGGAUCCGUAGAAAUCACACGGGCCAUGAUCGAUCUACUCGUGGCGGCCAUGCAAAUGGGACGCAAGGGAGAACGAAACAAGGAUCACGAAGAUCCAAGAUUUCAUCCCAAUCGAUUCUGUAUGACGGCAGACAAUGACGAUGAGGAUGUCCAAGAGUUGGCCAAACGAGAUGUUCCUCCCGUGGACAAAUUCAUUUUCAUUAGUGAAACUUGUAUCCCUGUCACUACCUUGGAGGAAACCGUACAGGCACUCUUUUUUGGACCCAAAUGUUUUGCCGCAAGGCCAAAGUUUACUCCACCGCCACCCAAGAAACCUGCAGCCGAAGGUGAUGCAAAGGAGGAAUCGCAAUCUGCAGCCGACAAACAAGAAGAGGAAGACAAAGAUAAGCAAACGGAAGCAAACUCUGACGAAGCAGCGGCAAAGGAGGAACAAGGCGCAAAAGGAGAAGACGAAGACAAUGAGAAGGAAGAAAAAGAUGAGUCCGAGGAGAAAGCGGACGAGGAGCCAGCUUCGACCUCGGAACCCAAAAAUGAGGAAAGUGACGACAAGACUACCAAGGAAACAGCUAAAGAAGACAAGAACAGUACUAUGGCCGAUGCAACCACAACCACAGCAACACCCUCAUCGUACAAAAUGAUCUACUUGGAUGUCUCAUGGGUAAAUGCACGAAACUUCAAUUCGCCAAAUACUCCUUCCAACAAGUACGAACGGGAUCAAUUCAAUGGCAUUAAUAGAGUGGUACCCAAACGCUACCGAUGGAAAGCAGAUCAAUGGAUGUGCUUGAGUCGCACUCAUGCGGCCGCCAUUUUGGACCUGGAUCGCAAUGGAAACAUUAUUCCGCCCAAAGAUCAGCUCUGGAAUUCCUUUCGCCGUAUCAAUGCCAGUGAUGAAAUGUACUUUCCAACAGCAUUGGCGUUGGCGGGUGUACUCGUGGAUACUUCCACGACGCACAACAAUAGCAGCAACAGCAACAACAACAAUAGUGCUGCCAGGAGUCCUCUCAAAUGGACGCCGCCGCCAGGAGUGCCACCACCAAAACAAGACGAAUCCAAACAAGCAGAAUCACUGCAGCCACCUCCACCGCCACCGAAAGUACCACCACCAAAGCAACAAUCCGAAGGACUGGCGUGGCUCGAACAACGUCGCAUCACAUACACCGAUUGGUCCAUGGGGGCGAGAAAUCCGGCCUGUUUUACCAAGGGGGUUCGAGAUUUCCGAAAUAUUGCUCGAUUGGCAAGAGAGCAAAAGUGCUUGUUGGCGAGGAAGUUUGCGCCGUUUCAGGAGAUUCCUGGACAAGACAAGGAUGCCGUGGAGCGAACUGGAGAAAUUUCCGUGGAAGAGUGGAAGCAAGAAAUGCAAACCAUCGUGGAGCAAACCAACAAGGUAUAA
This is a messenger RNA of Seminavis robusta, 2075 nucleotides long. Lineage: Eukaryota; Bacillariophyta; Bacillariophyceae; Naviculales; Naviculaceae. The record is from the annotation of a GenBank genome assembly.